AUGGACCGAGCAGAGCAGAGUAACUGGCGCAAUAAUGUCGAUGAUGGACUAUUUGCCCUCAACACCACCACGACGUCCUCUUCCUCCAUCACGGCCCCUCCACCACAGCCUCACCAUUUGCCUCUGCCGCGUCCGUCAUCUCUCGCCGCAACGACGACGCCCGUUAGGCCGCCUUCGGACCCACCCCUACCAUCGACCGAGAUUAAAGAUCGUGCGGUCCCCCGAGCCCACCGCGUUCGCCGCUGUUCCUUUGAGUCGUACCAUCCCACCGCAUCAGCCGACGCUGACGCCGCCGAAAAUUCCUCCCAAGCCCAAUUUUCCUGCCGCCGGAACAGUUCUUGGAUCUCUCCGUCGAUCCUACGGCCGCCGUCGGUGCGACUUGCCAACCCUAUCAAUUACGUGCCGCGCAUCACCCCAGUCACGGUCUCCCGGUUCCCGCAGCCAUCGGAAGAGAAUCUUCCGCUCGAGGCGCAUCGGGACGCCUAUCCGCUCCUGACCAUCCCCGAACAACGGCGGAGUCGACUCAACCAGUCCCCCAAUAGUCUGCUGGUCGAGCGCAGUCAAGGAGAAACUGAGAGUGGACGUUCCAGCAUCGCAGUGCCUCGAGGCCAGAGGCGCAGUGGCGCAGUUGAGGAAUACUUGAGCUUGCAAGAAAUGUCCGAUCUGGGAGUGUCGAAUGUCGCCCAGGAUGCACCCAAGCCGCGCACCCCGGAGCGGGCGCAUCUAGGUAUGGACUAUGUGCCCGACGGCCCCGGACCUCUCCCGGAUGAUCGACCCCGUUAUGCUCGGUCGCAAGUCUCGCUGCGAUCUCAGAUUGCCUCGGUACCCUCGAAUACGGGGCUGCACGCCGGUGGAGAGCCCGACACGGCGGAAGAACUGGCCUGGGGGCCUGCCCACCCGUGUUUUCCUCACUUCAACCCACACGUGCCGAUCAACUCGGAAGACUUUCUGACGACGCGCAUCAUUCGGAUUCGACGAGAUUGGAUGGUGAAGGGGGAUCUUGCUCCCACGUUCUCCAAUCUCUACCCCGAAAUCCUUGACCCACUACUCCCGGAGCAGGAGUUUCGCAGGGUCAUUGCGACAGUGAAUGAUGAACUCAUUAAGGCUUUCGAUCCUUUCAGCUUUCGCAACAUCAUCGAUAGCGUUCUGGGCUUGCUCACUGGUUGGAUAUGGGAGGACCUGGGUGCACCCGCUAUCAAAAAUCACCUGAAGCGCGUGGAAUCGUGGUUGGACAACUGGAACAGGGAGGUCGGGGCAAAGGAUGGCGUGCACAUCUGGAGUCUACGACGGACAGCCUACCUUUCGCUGGAUAUUCAAAUUCCGGAUCCAAAGGUCGGUAUUGUGCCCAGCGAAAGUGGCUUCUCUCUGCCCGGAACUCGUCCUAGUAGUGGGGUCUAG
This is a messenger RNA of Aspergillus saccharolyticus JOP 1030-1, 1398 nucleotides long. RefSeq names its product ERF4 family protein. Gene Ontology annotation, cellular component: extrinsic component of endoplasmic reticulum membrane; endoplasmic reticulum palmitoyltransferase complex. The record is from RefSeq and is a predicted model, not a curated record. Gene Ontology annotation, biological process: peptidyl-L-cysteine S-palmitoylation; protein targeting to membrane. The coding region runs from base 1 to 1398 and encodes 465 amino acids. NCBI's taxonomy places the organism in Eukaryota, Fungi, Ascomycota, Eurotiomycetes, Eurotiales, Aspergillaceae. The transcript has 2 exons.